GCCGCAGCCCAGGGCUCCACCACUGUGCCUCAUGUUGCCUGUCCUUGUCAUGUCCGGCUCUGUGGCUUUAAAACAGCGCACAGUGACACGAAGUGACGGUUGAGGAAACAGGUGUUCUGAUUCCGAGCUGAGCUGGUACGGGAUGCUCCACGGGGUCUGGGCGUCACGGAGGCCGAGCCGUGUCCACUCUGCACAGGCCCCACCCGAGUAACAGGCGAACGGCCCAAGAACACAGUGCGGGGCGCGAGGGACAGGGCCCGGCAUGGUGGUCGCCGUGCGUGACCCCUUCAGCAGCGCACCAAGGCCUGCAAGCUAGGCACUUCGGUCCAGCCUCUCUGACGUCAGCCUAGAUGAAGACUGACUGCCAGUUUCACUUUGUCAGGGGCCAUGAUACCUUUGAGGCUUUUCUCAGCGAGUUAUGGGACAACACACAAGAACAUGAAGCGCUGGACUCCAUCCACGUGGGCUGGCCUCUGGCCUGGCAGGCUCCUGCCCCAGCAGGCUUGCCCUAGGCUGCUGUCCGUCAGCUGCGCAGACCACGCCAAGCGUCAGGAGUCCCCCAGAAAGAAGCUGCUCUCUGAGAAGAAGCUGAAAAGGCACUUCGUGGACCGCCGGAGGGUGCUUGUCCGAGGGGGUGACGGAGGCGCUGGAGCCAGCUGCUUCCACAGCGAGCCCCGCAAGGAGUUUGGAGGCCCAGAUGGCGGGGACGGAGGCAACGGUGGCCAUGUCAUCCUGAGAGUUGACCAGCAAGUCAAGUCCCUGUCAUCAGUCCUGUCCCGGUAUCAGGGUUUCCACGGAGAAGAUGGUGGCAGGAAAAACUGCUUCGGGCGAGGCGGCGCUGACCUGUACAUCCGGGUCCCCGUGGGCACUCUGGUGAAGGAGGGCGAUGCAGUCGUGGCUGACCUGUCUCGCCCGGGCGACGAGUACCUCGCUGCCCUUGGCGGGGCAGGGGGAAAGGGGAACCGCUUCUUCCUGACCAACGACAACCGCGCCCCGGUGACUUGUACCCCCGGACAGCCGGGCCAGGAGCGAGUUCUCUGCCUGGAGCUCAAGACAGUGGCCCAUGCUGGGAUGGUCGGGCUCCCCAAUGCUGGGAAGUCUUCGCUCCUCCGAGCCAUCUCGAAUGCAAGGCCUGCUGUGGCUUCCUACCCCUUCACCACCUUGAGUCCACACGUGGGGAUCGUCCACUACGAGGGCCACCAGCAGAUAGCAGUGGCAGAUAUCCCCGGCAUCGUCCGCGGAGCCCACCAGAACAAGGGCCUGGGGCUCACCUUCCUCAGGCACAUCGAGCGCUGCCGCUUCCUCCUGUUCCUCGUCGACCUGUCGCAGCCCGAGCCGUGGACUCAGCUGCAGGACUUACGGUACGAGCUGGAGAAGUACGAGGCGGGCCUGUCCCAGAGGCCCCACGUAGUCGUGGCAAAUAAGAUCGACCUCCCCUGGGCCAGGGCCGCCCUGCCGCAGCUGCAGGCUCGCCUGGGACAGGACGUCAUUGCCCUGUCGGCCCUGACCGGGGAGAACCUGGAGCAGCUGCUGCUGCACUUGAAGGUGCUGCGCGAUGAGGACAUGGCGGCCGAGCGGGAACAGGGCUGCCAGCGCAGGGGGUGGCGAAGGGCAUGGCCUGGACCCUGAUUGUGACGCUUCGGUGACCCCGAACAUGGGAGAGAUGCUGGAAACUGGGUGCGUCUGUGUCCACCUGCCGGGACCAGCUCGGCGUGAACACGUCUCUGAGUGGGGAAGGCUGUGGGUCAGAAACAGAGGCAGUGACAAACACAGAGCAUAGGAAAGCCAGGGCCGGUGGGCGCAGCUGCUCUGAGGGGGAAGGUGCGCCCAGAACCAGCUGCAGGGUAUUCUCUCACGGGGCAGGGGAUGGGGGAGGGGAAAUGGGAUGCAGGAGGAGUGGGGAGGAGGAAGUGGGAUGCGAAGAGAAUAAAGGAGGGGAAGCAGGAGCAGAGCCGGGCGUUCUGGGUGUAAGUCAUCUGAAGAUGCGAGAAUGACUGGCCCAUGUCAUUUCUGACCUUGGGGACAAUUUGAUGAACGCACGUGACUUCCUUUAGCCCGACACUGGGCAGUAUGAGGUAUUGGGGGGUCAACAACCGGAAGACAGCCAUCGACAGCAGGCAGGUACUGCUUUCGUAGGUAGAUGCUUCUCACAGCCCUGCUAGAGCAGCUUACGCGUUUCUGCAUGUGUCUGCAGGCCACAUGUUCUCAGAUCGGCUGCUCCACAUCCACCACCACUCGGGGGUCCCCCGAGGCGCCCUUGGCCCAGGCCCACCUCAGUGGAUGCUGCGUGCCCAGGACCCUGGGCUGCUCCCCGCUCCCAUGCACCCCAGCGCUGCGGCAGGUUUGCUGAGGCCCUGGAUUGGGGGCACACGCUGGUGGUGGUAGAGACGCCCUGGGAGUUCGUGCACCCGGCAGCAGCAUGGCCAGGCCUGGUGCACACCCAGCUUCUCCAUGCUACGUCCCUCCAGAGAAGACGCAGUUUCAACAGGGAGCAGCCCGACAGCCCUCCCACACACCGAGGCCGAGCCAGCUCCCUGCGAUGCUGUCUUUGUGAGGGACGGGGACUGGCAGUGGCCCUGAGCACAGCUCGGUCAGCAGCCUGGAGACAACGGUUCCCAGACUGCCACGCUGCGCUCUGCAGAUGUGGGCAUCCGGGGACGUGAGGCUCCACGCUUCAGCACACGCAGCACCGGCCCAGACGCUAGGCCUGGCCCUUGGCUGUGCUGGGUGCACGGGAGGACGAGUCCAGCAUUGGUCCCGCAGCUGGCCAGUCAUGGCAGGGUCUGCUGAGCGAGUGGCGGGCGACACAGAUCUGGCCGCCUGGGGCUGGGUCCCUCGGACCUCCUGCUGGGGGAGUGAUGGGACUCCGUGUGGCUGGGUGCGGGCCCUCGGCUCUGACCUGCCCGACGUGGGCUGCAUCUGUGAGCUCAUGUUCGCCCUGUGGGCUGUGGUGCUCUGGAAAGCAGGCCGCCCCUCCUGGUGAUGCGGCCUUCCCUGGAGGCGGGAGUGCUUCUGAGCCCGCCCCGGCCCGGCCGCCCUGGCAGCAGAAACCGUGAGCAAGGACAGUCUGCGGCCGUGACUGGCGCUGUAGCCAGAGCCUAGUGCUCCUUGUGGCCCUGGGCAGGAGACAGAAGUUUGGGGUGGGGGGGGGCUGCAGGGGAGGUGACGGUCACCAGCUGCCUCCUGUCUGCAUGCGGGUCUGCACCCUGACUCGAGCCAGCUCUCGGUUCACAGAGUAAUUCGGUUUUGAUCUCACAUCAGAUCUGCAGCCAGGACAGACGGGCUUUUCAGCCAAAGCUUUAUUUUAACGUCUCAUCAUUUCAAAGGCCCCUGUGUCCUCAGGCCGGAGAUGGCUUUGCGUCGAUUGCUGUCUCUUUCAGGCCACCACAAAGGGUUUCAGAGUGAGCCAGGCCGAGUGCGCUCAUUACAUGUGCUUUCAUCUGUCUGCAGGCCCUCCGCAGCCCGGGGGUGGGGUGUGCCAGGCGCCUUUGGCUCAGAGCCCACCCCCAGCCCCUGAUCUGAGGGCGGGUUGCGUUCUAGAACUUGGCAGCUGUCUUCUGGGAGUUGCUGAUGUUGCCUGAACUUUGGUACCACAGAGUCCUGUGAUAUGCUGGCCCUGUGGCCUGAUAGUUGGGGGAGCCAGGUCCCACACGGCUAGAACCCUGCAG
Messenger RNA from Tupaia belangeri chinensis (Chinese tree shrew), 3668 nucleotides. RefSeq names its product mitochondrial ribosome associated GTPase 2 (gene MTG2). The record is from RefSeq and is a predicted model, not a curated record. Gene Ontology annotation, cellular component: mitochondrion. Gene Ontology annotation, molecular function: magnesium ion binding; GTP binding; GTPase activity. NCBI's taxonomy places the organism in Eukaryota, Metazoa, Chordata, Mammalia, Scandentia, Tupaiidae.